CCCCUCCUCACCGCAAAUAUUGACAGAAUUACCACCGAGAGAACAUGGCAGAGAUGGAAAAGGAGGGUAGACCUCCGGAAAAUAAAAGAAGCCGAAAACCAGCACACCCGGUGAAAAGGGAGAUAAAUGAAGAGAUGAAGAGUUUUGCAGAGAACACCAUGAACGAGCUCCUGGGCUGGUACGGUUAUGACAAGGUGGAGCUGAGAGACUCUGACAACCUGGAGAUAGGGGAGACGCCACAGCACAUCUCUGUCCUCAAAGAAAACUUGUUGCCAAAAAUCCCAGCUUCAACAGAGAGCGGCGAAGGCUCUCCGGAUCGAGCCAACAGCUCCCAGUCUUUGCCAGCCUCCAGGAAUGGAGUCACAGAGCCCUCCACCACACCAUCCACCUCCACGCCCAGCACCAAGGAUCAUGGCAACCUGCCCAUCAUAGUCCCCAUGAUCCCUCCGCCACUGAUCAAGCCCCCUGCAGAUGAGGAUACAUCCAAUGUGCAGAUCAUGUGUGCAUGGUGCCAGAAAGUCGGUGUCAAACGCUAUUCUCUGAGCAUGGGGAGUGAGCUGAAGAGUUUCUGCAGUGAGAAGUGCUUCGCCGCCUGCCGCAGAGCCUAUUUUAAGAGAAACAAGGCGAGAGACGACGAUGGCCUCGGUGGGAAAUUACCCCAGAACAGCUUUACUCAGGACACGCCCAGGCUUGUCUUCAAGACAAACAGCGAUGUGCUUGUGUGUGACUGGUGCAAACAUAUUCGCCACACUAAGGAGUACCUGGACUUUGGUGCUGGUGAGCGGAGGCUGCAGUUCUGCAGUGCCAAAUGCCUGAACCAAUAUAAGAUGGACAUUUUCUACAAGGAGACACAGGCCGCGCUGCCUGGAGCACUGUGUAACCCAGGACACGGGCCUGGUGGGGAGGGUAAGCCGGAAUGCAGUGGAGGGGUACAGCUGCUCACUCCUGAAUCCUGGGGAACACCAUUAACGGACCUACGUCGGAAAGCUCCCUCACCAGGGGGGCCUUCCACCACUUCUGCUUUGGCCCCUUCCACUUCUUCUGCCACCUCACCCUCAGACACUGCUGCCAUCUGCUCCCCGUCCUCCUCCUCCUCAGCGAAGAUCCCUACACCCAGACCCCAUGAGAGCCCCACACUUCCCCCUCCACCUGUUCCCACUUUGCACCCACCAGUUGGAGUUCCCUCUGGUAGUCCUCCCAUGGUAAUGACACCGCGGGGGCCUAUGCCCCUGCCUCUGUUCAUGGAGCAUCAAAUGAUGCAGCAGAUCCGUCCACCGUUUCUUCGCCCCUCUGCCCACCCAGCAGGGCCCAACAGCCCACUUUCAAACCCUAUCAUCCCUGGUAUUGGUCCACCACCUCCCCCAAGGACCCUUGGUCCAGCAUCAAGUCCCAUGCACAGGCCCCUGCUGUCUCCGCAUGUCCACCCCUCAUCCAAUCCCAACCCUGGGAUGAUCCCCCCCCACCCUGGUCUCCCCAUGCCAGGCCUGCCCCCUUUCCCCCCGGUCAACAUGAUGCCCAAUGGACCCAUCCCCCUGCCCCCAAUGAUGAACUUUGGCAUGCCUACCUUGGCCCCAUUGGUACCCCCACCAACUCUCUUAGUCCCUUACCCUGUCAUUGUACCCCUCCCAGUCCCAAUCCCUAUUCCAAUCCCAAUUCCUAUGAACCCCAAAACUUCCAGCGAGCAGCUGGAGAGCAAUGGCUCUGUCCGCAGUGCUCCAGAGUCGUCAGAAGCCUCAGUUUCUCGGCCCCACUCUCCAGGCUUCUCUGGAGGUGACAGAGGAGAGCAGAAAUUAGAACCAGCUGGUGCAGAGCGUUUCUCUCCUGUACGCUCAGAGAGAAGCAGGGCAGUGUUGGUGGACUUGGCUGUGAAGGCAGAGGAAAAUUCGACCAACUUGUGUCUAACCAGCAGCCCAAGACUUAUGGACGGUGUGAUUGAUCUAACUGUGGGCCAGUGGUCAUGCCAACAGCAGGUAAUUCAGAGGAUGCUACCUGGGGUCCAGGUCAAAGUAGAGACAGAGGCUGAAUCAAGAUCUCCACCAGCUGCUGGGCUGGGGAGGGAAGGAAAGGGCAGUCGUGAUGGGGGGGGGGGAGUCCUUUCCCAGGGCUUCUUCAGUGCUCCGCAGCUGGAGAGCGCCACACACCCAAAUACACUGGAAUCAUCAGGCCUACCCUCCAGCAACAACAGCCCUUCUUGUAAUGCUGAUCCUCCAGUGAGCCAGCUAAUCCCCUCUAUCUCCAACCUUACCCCACCACCCUUACCCAGCACAGCACGGACCCAGCCCCAACCCCUACCCCAACUCCAGACUAAGCCUGGUGCCCCAUGUAAUGUCAUAGUCAAUGGUACAGGAUGGCAUUCGCUUCUCACUCCUCCCUUUGAGUCUUGCCCUGACCGAAAAGCAGACGGGGUUGCAGGAGAAGGAGAGGCAGAGGAGCAGCCAGCCAACGGAGAGCUGGAGCAUGAGGCACUCAAAGAGAACAAUUGCUCAGCUGGAGAUUGGGAGCCAGGGAAGCGGGGCUCGGUACAAGACGAGAUGGCAAACACAGUAGAGGGUAAGCCAGACCCUGACUCCAACUUAGAAGAGGGCGAGCAUGCCUAUGCCCUGCCGCUGCUGUCUACCGGAGGCUGUGUGGUCAUCCAGCCUGUGCCAAAGCCUGGUGCUGACAAGACAGCCAUCCUGUCCUGUUCCAUCAGUACCCCUUUAUCAGCAGCCGGGAGCCCUGAGCUGGAGCCGCCGCUGAAGAGGAGGUGUCUGCGAAUCCGCAAUCAAAACAAAUGA
Xiphias gladius (swordfish) is the source of this 2777-nucleotide messenger RNA. It is a transcript of the gene sobpa, whose product is annotated as sine oculis binding protein homolog (Drosophila) a. NCBI's taxonomy places the organism in Eukaryota, Metazoa, Chordata, Actinopteri, Istiophoriformes, Xiphiidae. Gene Ontology annotation, cellular component: nucleus. Gene Ontology annotation, biological process: animal organ development. The transcript has 6 exons. The record is from RefSeq and is a predicted model, not a curated record. The coding region runs from base 45 to 2777 and encodes 910 amino acids.